Sodiomyces alkalinus F11 is the source of this 666-nucleotide messenger RNA. RefSeq names its product GINS complex, Psf1 component. The record is from RefSeq and is a predicted model, not a curated record. Lineage: Eukaryota; Fungi; Ascomycota; Sordariomycetes; Glomerellales; Plectosphaerellaceae. Gene Ontology annotation, biological process: DNA strand elongation involved in mitotic DNA replication; DNA replication. Gene Ontology annotation, cellular component: GINS complex. Bases 1 to 666 code for a protein of 221 amino acids. The transcript has 3 exons.
AUGUAUGGCGAUUUAGGCAACAAGUUGGUACAACAUGCCAAGCGGACACAGAACCUCGCGCACCUACCGCCCUACCAAGCCGAGAUUGUACGCGCCGUGACGCGUGAAGUCCGGGACCUGGACAAAGAUGUGACGGAGCUUCUCGAACCUUUUCAAGGGUCAUUCGAUCCCUCGGCGGACCAAGCGACGGCGUGCACGCUCCUCGUAAACCACCUUUCGAUGCGGAGGAACAAGCGGUGCCUCCUGGCCUACCAUCGAACGCGAACCGAUAAGCUGGAGGAGAUGGUGUGGAACGGCGUCGACGUGCUUGAUCUAUGCGGGCAGCAGGUCAGGGCUGGCGACUCGGGAGGAGGGGCUUCUCACGCGGGGACCAGGAUGAGCAGCGUCGACGGGGCGACAAGCAGCCUCAGCCCGCAAGAGGAUGAAUAUGUCAGGCAAUACGGGGACCUGCUGGCGGCGUAUAAGGGUCAGUGGACGGAUAUUGACCUGACGGGAAGCCUGGAGCCGCCGCGGGACCUAUUCAUCGACGUUCGGGUUUUGAAGGAUGCCGGGGAAAUCCAGACAGAGUAUGGUGCCAUUACCCUCACCAAGAACAGCCAAUUUUAUGUCCGACAGGGUGACGUCGAGCGGCUAAUAGCCCAGGGAUAUUUACAAAAACUUGGCUGA